CUCAUAAAAGGCAGGAAUGUGUGUGUGAUAAAACAUUGUUUUGCACAGGACUGCAAGUAGUUCGUUUUGUUUCCAUUAAACAGUCAACUAGCGGGGAUGGACAAGGCCGGCGCGAAGCUGAAGGAGUGUCUGCAGGGCAACCUGCUGACCUCGCUGACCCUGGGCGGCGCGCUGCUGGGGGUCGUGCUGGGAGUGUGCCUCAGGCUGGCGGGCGGGGAGGAGGGCUGGACGGACCGCGAGAUCAUGUACAUCGCCUUCCCGGGGCAGAUCUUCCUGCAGAUCCUGCGAGCUAUCAUACUGCCGCUGAUGGUGUCAUCCAUCGUGUCCUCCAUCGGCUCUCUGGACCUGAAGAUGUCGUGGCGCAUCGCAGUGCGCGCCAUGGCCUACUACAUGCUGACCACGGUGACGGCCGUGGUGCUGGGCAUCGUGCUGUCGGCCGUCAUCCGCCCGGGAGCCGGCAGCAGCUCGGAGACCACCGGCGGCUUCUCGCGCAAGACCACCACCACUGACGCCAUGCUGGACCUCGUCAGGAACAUGUUCCCUCCGAAUAUUGUUCGGGCAUGUAUGGCUAGGUUCCAAACCGUUCUAAUUGAGCCCACAUCUGAAGAACUAGAAGCGGCGGCGGACGCCGGCAGGAACCUGACGGUGCUGGACUGGAAGAUCGACGGCCAGUACACGGACAGCACGGACACCAUAGGCAUGGUGGUGUUCGCCAUCGCGCUCGGCAUCGCCGUGUCCAAGAUGGGCGAGGGCGGUCGGCCGCUGCUCGACCUCUUCGACACGCUGGGCGACGCCACCAUGGUCAUGACGGGCUGGGCCAUAUGGCUGUCGCCCGUCGGCGUGCCGAGCCUCAUCUCGUCGCGGAUCCUGCAGAUGGAGAGCGUGACGGCCAUGGCGGGCCAGCUGGGCUGGUACCUCAUGACCGUGUACCUGGGGCUCUUCCUGCACGGCGGCGUUGCCAUCCCGCUCUUCUUCACCAUCGCCACCCGGCAGCUGCCCUUCAAGUUCCUGUACAACAUGGCCGAGGCGGCGGCCACCGCCUUCGGCACGCUGUCCAGCAGCGCCACGCUGCCCGUGUCCAUGAAGUGCGUGGAGGAGAAGAACAAGGUGGACCUGCGCGUGUCCAAGUUCGUGAUGCCCAUCGGCGCGACCAUCAACAUGGACGGCUCGGCGCUGUACGGCGCCGUGGCGGUGCUGUUCAUCGCGCAGAUGAGGAACAUCCCGCUCAGCUUCGGCCAGUACUUCAUCGUCUGCCUGACUGUGUCGCUGACCAGCAUUGGCAUGUCCGGGAUCCCGCAGUCCAGCCUCAUAGUGCUCGUGAUGGUGCUGGACACGGUCGGCCUGCCGCCCAGCGACGCCUCCUUCAUCAUCGCCGUCGACUGGAUGAUGUGAGUGGCUGGCGCACAAUGAUCUCUCCCCCCACACACUCUCUCCACCACACUCCCACACACCACUCGCAGUCCAGCCUC
Molecule: messenger RNA, 1469 nt
Organism: Bacillus rossius redtenbacheri
Lineage: Eukaryota; Metazoa; Arthropoda; Insecta; Phasmatodea; Bacillidae
Product: excitatory amino acid transporter 3-like
Exons: 9
Coding region: 97-1392 (431 amino acids)
Biological process (GO): L-glutamate transmembrane transport
Cellular component (GO): plasma membrane
Molecular function (GO): L-glutamate transmembrane transporter activity; glutamate:sodium symporter activity; neutral L-amino acid transmembrane transporter activity
Source: RefSeq, a predicted model, not a curated record